Molecule: messenger RNA, 3622 nt
Organism: Mesocricetus auratus (golden hamster)
Lineage: Eukaryota; Metazoa; Chordata; Mammalia; Rodentia; Cricetidae
Gene: Smyd3
Product: SET and MYND domain containing 3
Exons: 12
Coding region: 101-1387 (428 amino acids)
Cellular component (GO): nucleus
Molecular function (GO): protein binding; histone H4 methyltransferase activity
Source: RefSeq, a predicted model, not a curated record
CCCUAGAGUACGCAAGCGCAGGACGCAGGCGCGCAGUCAGAAAACACGAGACUGAAGCUGAGGGUCGCUUUGCGGGUCUGAGGUACGGAUCUGUGGAAGGAUGGAGCCACUGAAGGUGGAAAAGUUCACGACCGCCGACCGGGGAAAUGGGCUGCGUGCGGUCGUCCCACUGCGCCCCGGGGAGCUGCUCUUCCGCUGCGACCCUUUGGCGUACACCGUGUGCAAGGGGAGUCGUGGCGUCGUCUGCGAUCGCUGUCUCCUGGGGAAGGAAAAGCUGAUGCGUUGUUCUCAAUGCCGAAUUGCCAAGUACUGCAGUGCCAAGUGUCAGAAAAAAGGUUGGCCAGACCACAAGCGGGAAUGCAAAUGUCUUAAAAGCUGCAAGCCCAGAUAUCCCCCUGACUCUGUGAGACUUCUGGCCAGAGUCAUCGUGAAACUCAUGGAUGAAAAACCCUCAGAGUCGGAGAAACUUUACACGUUUUAUGAUCUGGAGUCCAAUAUUAACAAACUCACGGAAGAUAAGAAAGAGGGCCUGAGGCAGCUUGCCCUGACAUUUCAGCAUUUCACGAGAGAAGAGAUACAGGAUGCUUCCCAACUGCCGCCGUCUUUUGAUCUUCUUGAAGCCUUUGCAAAAGUGAUCUGCAACUCGUUCACCAUCUGCAAUGCGGAGAUGCAGGAGGUUGGCGUUGGCCUGUACCCCAGUAUGUCUCUGCUGAAUCACAGCUGUGACCCCAACUGCUCAAUUGUGUUCAAUGGGCCCCACCUCUUACUGCGUGCAGUGCGGGAAAUCGAGGCAGGAGAGGAGCUCACCAUCUGCUACCUGGACAUGUUGAUGACCAGCGAGGAACGCCGGAAGCAGCUGAGGGACCAGUACUGCUUUGAGUGCGACUGUAUCCGAUGCCAAACACAGGACAAGGAUGCUGAUAUGCUGACGGGUGAUGAGCAAAUAUGGAAGGAGGUUCAAGAAUCGCUGAAGAAAAUUGAAGAGCUGAAGGCGCACUGGAAGUGGGAGCAGGUUCUGACCCUGUGCCAGGCGAUCAUAAGCAGCAACUCUGAACGGCUUCCCGACAUCAACAUCUACCAGCUGAAGGUGCUCGAUUGUGCCAUGGAUGCUUGCAUCAACCUGGGGAUGCUGGAGGAGGCCCUGUUCUAUGCCAUGCGCACCAUGGAGCCGUACCGGAUCUUUUUCCCUGGAAGCCAUCCCGUCCGAGGUGUGCAAGUGAUGAAAGUUGGCAAACUGCAGCUACAUCAAGGCAUGUUUCCCCAAGCCAUGAAGAAUCUGAGGCUGGCCUUCGACAUUAUGAAAGUGACCCAUGGCCGAGAGCACAGCCUGAUUGAAGAUCUAAUUCUUCUCCUAGAAGAAUGUGAUGCCAACAUAAGAGCCUCCUAAGGACAGCCAGAGGGACAGGGGAGGUGGCACACCCUCAUUGAAUGCCUUAUUGAGGCCACAUACCCUGUGAUGUUUGCUGUGUGACCCUCCUGUAGAAAAUGCCAUUCUAUGUCUAUGUGGGUAAAUGUGUUUCUGUGGUGUGUUGUGAGAAGACCUAUUUGUAGUAGAGCAGAACCAUUACAAUAAAUACAAAUGAGUUGAAAUGUCAUCUGGCAGCUUGGCUUUGCCUACUCAUAAGUGAUUUUGAUGAGUAAGAUCUCAUCAUUGGAAAUAGGACUUACCAAAAACUGGAUGGAAGGCUGGGCGGUGGUCAUGCACGCCUUUAAUCCCAGUACUCGAGAGGCAGAGGCAGGUGGAUAUCUGUGACUUCAAGACCAGUAUGGUCUACAGAGUGAAUUCUAGGACAGCCAGGCCAUGUAGAAAGAUCCUGUCUCAAAAAUAAAAGAAAGCAAAAAAUAGGAUGGAAUAAGUUAAACUUCCUCUUUGGGUGUAUAUAGAGGUAACUGGAUUAAAGUAAUCAUUUUCACAUACAUUCCUAAACACAAGCAUAUGUCUCUGUUAUCAAGAAGCAGAUUUUUUAUUGUUGUUCUUUUAUUUUUAUUGACAUGUGUUAAUUGUACUAAAUAAUGUGGUUAGCUGUGGUAUUCAGCAUUUGAAUACACGUGUCGGACAUGCACCUAUGAGGGGACCAAUCUGACCUCCCUUUUAUUUUCUGCCUCUACAGUUCCCCGCUUCUCAUAAUCACCCAUCCUAGCCUUCACACCCGUCUCUGUCCCUGGAUUAUUUCACUCCAUAUAAUUUUCUCCAGUUGUAUCCAUUCUGCUACAGGUGACAGGACUUCACUUAUCUUUAUGACCGAAUAAUACUCCGCUGUUGAGAUGUCCUCCGUUCUCUGUGUAUGUUGGUGAGGACCUAAGGGGUGACAGCCUCAGCUAUUAUGAAUAGCUUCACAGUAGACAUGGACAGAGAAGCAGGAUGGUUUAGCUCCAUGGUAGUCCUCUUUCCACUCCUUAGAUGAACCUCCACGCCGCCAUUCUGAUUUUAGGUUCCCACCGACAGCGUGGAAGAGUUCCCUCUCUGUGUUCACGCCAGCACUUGUUACCUGUGGGUUAUGCUUACUUUGUCCUUGGCUUUAGGAGCAUUCUAACUGCAUACAUGAUAUCUCAUUGUAAUUUCAAUUUCCCUGAUGACUGGUGAUAUUGAUUGUGCCUCAUGUAUUUAUGACUGUCAAGUCGGUUGCUCAUUUUGUAAUCAGAUUCUUCUUUUUUGAAUUCCUUACAUAUUAUAAAUAUACUACGUCUUAUGGAUAUAAAUCCUACAUUGGGAGGAUAGUUGGCAAACAAUUCUCUCAUUCUGUAAAUUGUCUUUUCCUCUGUUGUUUUGUGUGCUGUACAAAACUUCAGUGUAAUUUUUCUGUCUUUGGUUUUGUUUCCUUUUAUAAUCAUAUAUAUUUUUAAAAAGGCAUUGCUUAGUCCAGCAUCUGUAAUAGCUAUUGCCCUUACUGACGUGUCUCCAUGCAUGUUUCCAGUCAAGACCUUGCAUUUGGUCUUGAAUCUAUCACGAGCUGAGUAUUUGUGCAGAAUGAAAGAUAAAAGUUCUGUUUCCAUCUCUUGCAUGUGUGUGUCUGCUUUCCCUGCACACCUGGUUGAAGAGGCCAGCCACGCAGCCUGCACAGUUUGGACACCUUUGUCAAGAAUGAGCUGGUUCUAGGUGUGCUAGCUGACUUCUGGGCUCUCUCUUCUGUCCCGCUGGCCCAUGAAUCUCUUAUUACUCUAUGACCCUAUUGCUUCUGCCACCGUGACUCUAUAGUACAUCUUGAAAUGAGGCCCCUUGAUGCCUUUAGCCUCAUUCUUUUUGACGAAGAUUGUUUUAUCUGUCCUGAAUCUCUGGUGAAGAAGCAGCAUUUUGAGAUGUGGUCUGUUCUCCUUUAUGAUUAGUAACUACAUAUUAUCUUAUUUCUGAGUGCCUCUCCAACACAGGAAUCUUUAUCUCAGAGCCUAGGACUAGUUCAUUUCCAACACCACUAGAAAAGGAUGUAAGUCUCACACAAAAAGAAAAAGAUACUGAGCUCAGCUCUUUGUGUAAGUCUUGUGAACUUUUUAUAAUUCUUUGUGUAUGUUAUUAUUUUCUUAAAGUUUUUUUCCUGUAAUUGCUUGAAUCUGUGGUUCAGUGUGUUAAUGGGCAGAGCAGAAAGCUCUAUUGUCCUCCAGUAAACAGUUCUCACCGCUAUUCCAA